Odobenus rosmarus divergens (Pacific walrus) is the source of this 817-nucleotide messenger RNA. RefSeq names its product glutathione S-transferase Mu 5-like. The transcript has a single exon. NCBI's taxonomy places the organism in Eukaryota, Metazoa, Chordata, Mammalia, Carnivora, Odobenidae. The annotation marks the transcript as partial. The record is from RefSeq and is a predicted model, not a curated record.
UGGAAGGCACCGAAACAACAUCAGCAUGUGUUGUCCAAGUCGACCGUGGUUCUAGGUUACUGGGAUAUUUGCGGGCUGGUGCACGCCAUCCGCAUGCUCCUGGAGUUCACCGAUACAUCCUAUGAGGAGAAACAGUACAUGUGCGGGGAAGCUCCCGACUAUGAUAGAAGCCAAUGGCUGGAUGUGAAAUUCAAGCUCCACCUGGACUUUCCUAACCUGCCCUACCUCAUGGAUGGUAAGAACAAGAUCACCCAGAGCAAUGCUAUCUUGCGCUACAUCGCUCGCAAGCACAAUGUGUGUGGUGACACUGAAGAAGAAAAGAUUCGAGUGGACAUCAUGGAGAACCAAAUAAUGGAUUUCCGCAUGCAGCUGAUACGACUGUGCUAUAGCCCUGACCUUGACAAACUGAAGCCUCAGUACUUGGAACAGCUACCUGGACAACUGAAAGAGUUCUCCUUGUUCCUGGGGAAAUUCUCAUGGUUUGCAGGAGAAAAGCUCACCUUUGUGCAUUUCCUCACCUAUGAUGUCUUAGAUCAGAACCGUCUGUUUGAGCCCAAGUGCCUGGAUGAAUUUCCAAAUCUGAAGGCUUUCAUGUGCCGUUUUGAGGCUUUGGAGAAUGUAGCUAACUACAUGCAGUCUGACCGUUUCCUGAAGAUGCCCAUCAACAAGAUGGCCCAGUGGGGCAACAAGAGAAUAUGCUGAGCAGGAGGUGGACUUGCACUGCUUGUUUUAUUCCAUCCUGUCCCUAGGAGGCGUGUACUCUCUCUUCUCUGCUCUUUUCAAUAAAUAGCGUUUAGGCUAAAAAAAAAAAAAAAAA